AUGGCGGACUGUGAUGAGUGUCGUCGCCUGCAGCAGCAGGAUCAGCAGCAGGAGCAGCCGUUCCCUUUCGUGCGACGGCGUCUGUGGCGGCGAUUGCUUACAGCUUCGAGUCAACACACAGCACAACAUGGACGAACAGCAGAGGACUUUCGAUAUGACUACAGCCUGGAUCCGUAUCGAUUGAAGAAGGACAUCAGGCACUGUUUCAAGGAGUUGAGUGUGGAUGAUGGACUGCGGGCCUUCCUGAGGCAGUGUUACGAGCGCCACGCACGGCUGUUUCCGUUCUUCGUGGAUCUUUUCUCCUUUCACAUCCUGCGCAUCUUCAUGAGCCCAACCACAACAAACGCGCUCUGCUUUCGAGGUGGCAUGUAUGUCUUGUCCAAGGAGCAGCUGCGAUUGCUAUUGGACCUGGAUCCAACGACACAGCUCGAUCGCCUUCUUGAUAUCGGAGCGGGCGACGGCGGCGUCACCGCAGAGUUGGCCCCCUUAUUCCAGCACGUUGAUGUGACAGAAACAAACCGAAUGAUGCGGUGGCGCCUGGCCCAGUAUCCAGAUUGGACGUGCCACGAUGAACAGACUUGGAAGGAUACCCCAUACCGCUUCGAUGUCAUCACCUGCUUCAACGUCCUCGACAGGUGCGAGCUGCCGUGGACGUUGUUGCAAGACAUGCGAGACAAGCUGACGCCAAACGGGCAUCUCGUCGUCGCUCUUGUUCUCCCCUAUUCCCCGUACAUCGAUGACCAUGGCCCACGCGGUAGGCGGCCAAGGGAACAGCUGCAGCUGUUUGGCGCAUGUUAUGAGGAUUACAUCAACGCAUUUCACCACUUUGUUGCACAGCCCCUCGGCAUGGAAAUCACGGCCAUUGCGCGUGCGCCGUACAUGUGCGAGGGCGACAUGUACAAGCCGUUCUAUCUUCUUCACGACUUUAUCAUCGUCCUGCGGCGCAAGCACGGGUGAAGAGGGGAGGGAGAAACCCUGCCGACAUACAUGUUAGCAGCGGUGGUGAUUCGUGUGUGUGUGUGUGUGUGUGUGUGUGUGUGUGUGUGUGUGUGUGUGUGUGUGUGUGUGUGUGUUUUGCAUUCAAGGCGACAGGUGUAACCAAAAUUUCAUGUGCACGGUGAACAUGACGUCCUGCCAGCCAGCAUGCACCCGCUCCGAGUUUACACGCACGCACAACCAAAUGGCGUACUGUGUAAUGCAAACGUAACAACCACACAAGCGGAAUGAUUCCCGACACCCAUCCACGCGCUCUCGACAACAACACAACGCAACAAAGCAACAGGAAGA
Messenger RNA from Salpingoeca rosetta, 1287 nucleotides. RefSeq lists its product as uncharacterized. Lineage: Eukaryota; Choanoflagellata; Craspedida; Salpingoecidae. Bases 1 to 957 code for a protein of 318 amino acids. Gene Ontology annotation, molecular function: protein-L-histidine N-pros-methyltransferase activity. The transcript is spliced from 9 exons. The record is from RefSeq and is a predicted model, not a curated record.